AUGUAUAUCGGGUUUUACUGUGGAGCUGACACAAGCGAAGCUAUGGUGAAUGAAGUCCGUGUCUCAUCUCCAGAAACUGCUGUACUGAGAGCGCCAAGAGGCAACAGAAAACAUGGUGCAUCAUUUAUCAUCACUAGAGCAAUUGCAGGUCCUGCAUUGCUUUUGCUUCGGUACAUCUGGUACAGCCCUGCAAAGUUUUCUCUGCCUGCUGGACUGGUUCGUCUGGUUAGUAAGCAGAUCAACUGGCACCUCGUACUUGCAAGCAAUGGUAAAUUGUUGGCGGUUGUUCAAGACCAAUGUGUAGAAAUCAGGUCUGCAAAGGAUGACUUUGUAUCCAUAGUUGGAAAAUGUCAAGUGCCAAAGGAUCCUAACCCUCAGUGGAGGAGAGUGGCAUGGAGUCAUGAUUGUACAUUACUUGCUUAUGCUGAAAGCAGUGGAACAGUCAGAGUGUUUGACCUGAUGGGUAGUGAGCUUUUGGUCAUUUCACCGACAGCAAGUUUUCCAGGUGAUCUGAGUUACGCUAUAGCUGGAUUGAUCUUUCUAGAAUACAAAGCAAGUGCCCAGUGGUCAGCUGAACUCCUUGUUGUUAAUUAUCGUGGAGAGCUGAGAAGUUACCUGGUAAGUGUUGGAACAAAUCAAAGCUUUCAAGAAAGUCAUAGUUUCAGCUUUAGUAGCCACUAUGCCCAUGGGAUAACAACUGUCAUUUAUCAUCCUGGUCACAGACUUCUCCUUGUAGGAGGCUGUGAAACAGAUGAAGAUGGAGUAUCUAAAGCAGCUGGUUGUGGGAUAUCUGCUUGGAGAAUUCUGUCAGGCUCUCCCCAUUACAAACAGGUCACUAGUUACGAAGAUGAUGUUAGAACAGCACAGAGAAGAGGAUUAUUAAGGAUUAUGAAUUUAAGAUUUUACAGCAGACGAGGAACAGAACAGGAUGGAGUUUUCAAGAUGAAUCUUUCUCCUGAUGGAGCUCUUUUGGCAGCUAUUCAUUUCUCAGGAAAACUGACAAUCUGGUCUAUUCCAUCUCUCAGACAACAAGGAGAAUGGGACCAAACUGCUCAGCCAGGGUAUGAUGAGCUUAACCCAGACUGGAGACUUUCUAGUGAAAAAAGAAAGAAAAUAAAAGAUAAAGAAUCCUAUUACCCAUUGAUAGAUGUAAAUUGGUGGGCAGAUAAUUCUGUCAUCCUUGCUCGCUGCUCUGGUGCACUGACUGUGUCAUCAGUCAAGACGUUAAGAAACCUGCUGGGAAAGGCGUGUGAAUGGUUUGAGAGCUCUCCUCAGGUCACUUCGGCUCACGACGGAGGAUUUCUAAGUCUGGAGUGUGAGGUGAAACUUGUCCCAAAAAGACUGCGCUUGGACAGCAGGCCUGGUGAUGAAGAUGAGGGAGAAGAUGAUUCAGACUCAGAUGAUGAAACUUCUGCUAAGGACAGAUACUUCAGCUACCUAAAGCAAGGACUGUACUUUGUGACAGAAAUGGAACGAUUCGCUCCUCCACGGAAACGACCGCGUACUAUUACAAAGAAUUUUCGCCUUGUCAGCUUAAGAUCCACAACUCCAGAGGAGCUGUACCAGAGAAAAAUUGAUAAUGAAGAAUAUGGGGAAGCUUUGUCUUUAGCUCAAACGUAUGGCCUUGAUUCUGAUCUUGUGUACCAAAGACAGUGGAGGAAGUCAGCUGUUAAUGUUGCUUCAAUUCAAGACUACUUGAGCAAAAUCAAGAAACGUGCAUGGGUUCUUCAUGAGUGCUUGGAAAGAGUUCCAGAAAAUGCGGAUGCUGCUAAGAAGCUGCUUCAAUAUGGCUUGAAAGGCACAGACUUGGAGGCUCUUGUGGCCAUAGGAAAAGGAGAAGAUGGUGGCAGAUUUAUCUUACCAGGGGAAGUGGACAUUGAAAUUCCCUAUGAAGACUUUCUGUCACCAGAUGAAGAAAUGGAUACUAGAAAGGAAAAAGAGGCCAAAAAGCGUCAAGAACUGCUAUUAUCAGUAAACUUCUCAAAGCUGACACUGGAACAGAAGGAGCUCUGCCGUAGCAGGCUGAAGCUGUUAACUUACCUUGAUCGCCUUGAGACCUAUGAGGAAAUCCUUGGAGGGCCUCAUGCAGCUGAGCAGCAUUAUGAUGGAGAAUUCUUUAAGAAGUUCAGAAAUCAGAAUAUCGUACUUUCAGCAAGAACUUAUGCUCGGGAAAGCAACGUCAGAGCCCUGGAAAUUUUGUUCACUUUCCAUGGAUCAGCUUUACUUCCACACAGACAGGCGAUUCUCUCCAAUUUUCCAGAGACUACCUCACCACAUGAGUAUGCUUUGCUGUUACCUGAAGCUUGCUACAAGAAAGGGACAUUGAAAAUUCUUCCUUGGAAUGAGCAGAAACAUCGUGAAGAAGAUUGGUGUGAAAAACCGGAAUGCAGGAUGGUUAUUGAACCAACUUUGCAAGAUGAAGGCCAGUUUCUGUAUGAAAUACAACCUGAGUUACUGAAGUACAGGACUACUGACCUUUCUGUAGAUCUUGCCACUGACUGGUAUUUGAGCAGAGCAAAGGAAAUUGAAGAAUAUGCAAUGCAGGUUGACUGUGCUCUGUCCCUAGUUCGUCUUGGCAUGGAGAGGAGCAUUCCUGGUCUGCAGGUGCUUUGUGACAAUCUGAUCACUCUUGAGACAGUGGUUUAUGAGACUGAUGGUGAUCGAACUUUGACUUUGAAGGAACUUUUAGAGAUGAAAGACAUUGAGAAGCUGAGACUGUUGAUGAAGAAUUCCUCAGAUGAAAAAUACGUGAAGAAUGUUUAUCAGUGGAUGAUCCCUUUUCUCCACCGCUGUGAAAACCAGUCCCCCGGUCUUGCAAAUGCCCUUUUUAAAGAGUAUUUAGUAACACUGGCAAAGGAGGACUUGACUCUACCUCUGAAGAUAUUUCAGAAUUCAAAACCUGCUUGUCAGCAAAAAAUUAUUCCUGAUCAGGACCAGCUUAUGAUUACGGCGCUGGAGUGUAUUUACAGCUGUGAGCGAGAUGACCAGCUCUCUCUCUGUUAUGAUAUUUUGGAAUGCCUUCCACAAAGAGGAUACGGGCCUGAAACAGAUAAAACUAACACUCUUCAUGAUGAAGUAGAUGAACUGGAACAAAUUCUAAGGUAUUUAAUUUUGCUAAAAUAAAUAGUGUAUUCUUACAGAAAUCACAUAGGCAUAGCCAAAAAUGCAUAUUUUGAGAGAGCUUUAAGAGUCAAUGCAGAGGAGGCACGGAAGCUGAUGAUUAGGCUGACAAGACACACAGGUCGCAAGCAACCGUCUGUUGGUGAGACACAGUGGAAGGAAUUGCUCCAGGAUAUGCUGGACAUGCAGCAGAAAGUGUAUAGGUGCCUACAUCCAGAUACUUGCUAUGAGAUAUUCACAGAAAGUCUUUUAUGCUCAAGCAGUAUAGACAAUAUCCACCUGGCUGGGCAAAUGAUGCAUUGCAGUGUUUGGUCAGUGGAUCUCCCAAGUUCAUCAAAAGGGAAGCCCCAGUACCGAGUCAGCUAUGCGAGAAGCAUUGAACUAGUUUUGGCUGCUGGUAGAGAAUAUUUCAAUUCUUCAGCAAGUUUGACUGAUAGCUGUAUGGAAUUGGCCAGGUGCUGUCUACAACUUAUUGAAGACAGUCCGAGUGCUGUUCAGGAGGAGUUGGACCUCAUUCGUGCCCUGGGUUAUCUGGAAGAGUUUGGUGUGAAAAUAUUACCACUGCAAGUGCGUUUGUGUUCCGAUCGACUCAGUCUCAUCAAGGACUGUCUGGCUCAGAUGUCAACAAACUAUAAACAGCCUGCGAAGCUCCUGGGACUGGCAAACCUGCUAAGGGUUGCAGGAGAGGAUCAGAUGGAGAGAAAAGGACAAGUUUUAAUCCUUUUAGUGGAACAGGCUCUCAGUUUCCAGGACUACAAAGCAGCUAGUAUGCAUUGCCAGGAGCUCAUGGCCGCAGGUGAAGUGAAUAAACAGGGGAUGCAUGAGGUGAUGGUGGAAUACCACAUACCCUCCUUUGUCUCAUCCAAUAAUGAUUGGGUAGCACUGCUGGCAGUCAGCAGCUCAUUGCAAACCCAGAUUCUUUAUGAGGCUGUGAAUUACCAGUUUCUUCCUUCUGAAGGAGGUGAGAAUUCAAAUAUCUCUGGGCCUUUGUUGGUCAGUAAGGAUACAGAGGAUGAAACUGACGUCUCCUCUGGCCAGUCUGCCGAUUUGUUGUACUGGACGACAUCCAAAACCAUGAAGGUGUUGUCCAACACAACUCUGACUACCAAAGCCAUGCUACAUGCUGUCAGUGAUGGGCAGUGGUGGAAGAGAUCAUUAACUUAUCUGCGGCCAUUACAUGGCCAAGAAUUUGGAGGUGUAUUAAAAAGUGGGCCUGGAGAAAAUGCUUCUGUGGAAAAACAAGGCUGUCAUCCAUUUUAUGAAUCUCUAAUUGAUGAUCCAUAUGUUGCAGAAUCUGAAGUCAGCUAUGGAACAUACCAGAACAAUUCCUUGGAAAGCUUUGCUGAGGUGUUGCUGAGAACAGGGAAACUUGCGGAAACAAAGAGUGAACGAAAAGACCUACUUCCAACUACAGAAGUUCUGCUACAGCUGGCAAAUGAUGCUUUACCAAAGGAUGCAGCCUUGUCUCUUGCCUACCUGCUUGCAUUGCCACAGGUGGUAGAUGCCAACAAAUGCUUUGAAAAGCAAUUACAUUCUGCAUUAUCUCUCCAGCUGGCAAGUUAUUACUAUAGCCUGCAGAUCUAUGCUCGUUUGGCACCAUGUUUCAAGGACAAAUGCCACCCUCUCUACAGGGCUGAUCCAAAAGAGCUGAUUCAGAUGGUCACAAAGCAUGUUACUCAGUAUGCCCAUGCAGACUGGCCUGAAGAAAUCACCACUUUGAUAAAUCUGCUGCAUUACUACAAUGAAAGACUGCUUGAUUUCACUCAAGCUCAGACACUGCAAGGACUUGGUAAAGGAGUGGAUGUGCAGAGAUUUACAGCAGAUGCACAGUACAAGAGAGAAACAAUACUAGGAUUGGCAGAGACACUUGAAGAAAAUGUCUAUAAAAUUGCUAUUUCUUUGGCUCAGCGAUACAGUGUUCCACUUUGGGAAGUUUACAUGACCCAUCUGGAAUUUUUAUUCACUGACAGUGGGUUAUCUACACUGGAAAUUGAAGAAAGAGCACAAAGUCUUGGUCUGUUUGAGGUUUUGAAAACUAGUCCUGAAACCUUUCAUGAACACAUGGCUAAAUAUGUUUACCCAAGUAUUGAAGGCCAAGAUCACCAGCGGUUGCUUUACUAUUUUACUCUCCUGGAAAACUGUGGCUGCUCAGAAGUCGUGAACCACACUCUUAAACCUGAAACUCACAUCCGACUCCUGAAAAAAUUCAAAGCAGUUGCACCAGGUCUUAAUUACAAAAAACUAACAGAUGAAAAUGAAAACCCUCUGGAAACACUGGAGCCCACCCUUACAAGUCAAAAUAUCUUAUCUAUUUCCAAACUGGCUCCCAAAAUUCCUAAAAAAGAUGGCAGCAUGCUAUCACAAAGCUCUGUUUAUACUGUGUGGUUACAAAAACUUUUCUGGAAUGGUGAUCACCAUCUCAUUAAAAAAAUACCAGAAACCAUGGAUGAAUGGCUACAUGCAUAUGAUAUGUGUUCAAAAUACUUUGAUAGACUUGAUCCAGAUGACAUUGUUACUUUCAUUGAUGAAAUUACUUUUUCUUCCAAAGCUGUCACAAAGUUGCCUGUUGAAAUCAGGAUAGAAGUGACUAAGAAAGCUAUUAAGGCAGUCAAACAUCUUUCGGAGAAAUCAAGAAAAAAAACUUCAGAUCAUGAUGUGAAAGAUGCUGAAAACCCAUCUGCUGCUUAUGAAGAAACUCUGAAUCAUUUGCAACAAUCUCUUGCUCAUCUGGAAACACUCACUCACAGUUUUAUCACUUACUUGAAAAGCAGCGAACAGGAUACACUACAGAAGUAUGGCUAUUUCUAUGAUCUGUCAAGGUCGGAGAAGGAAAAAAUCCAUGAGCAAGCAGUAACUAUGUGUAUAGAUGGUCAGCCCCUGGACAUGGUGCAGCAGUUGUUACAGGUGGCUGUUGGAGAUCUGGGCCUUUCUCCCCAGGAUAUUGUCCAAUGUGCUAUUAAAAAAAUUGUAGGUAUAUUAAGUGGAAAUGGUGACUCAUCUACAACAGAGAAAGAUCCACUUGGAGUCCUUGAAGGUAUAAUUUCUGCAGUGCAUGCAAGCGUUGAAAAAGGGGAGAAAAUAGUUUCUUCAGAUGACCUCCUGGAGUGGUUGAGACCUUUCUGUGGUGACGACUCCCUUGCAGUGAAGCCUCGCAUCAGGGUAUUGCAAAUUCUGGAGCAAGCCUUCCAUCUCAGUGAUGAGGAUAGCAAGCUACUUGUGUACUUCAGGACACAUGCUGUUCUCAGAGCUUGCUGGCCUGAAACAAAGGUAGAGGUAACAGAUAUAGAAAAUGAAGAAAAAAGAUACCAUUUGUUCCUGGGACUUCUGGAGUCCAGUCAGAGUCUGUCUGAAUUUCAGCACUUGGUCUUGCUGCUUCAGGCUUGGCCGCCGAUGGACAGGAGCAAUGGAUCGUGCACAGAUGAUAAUCCCUGGGUGAAACUGGGGACUUUUAUGCUGCAGAGGUGCCCACCUGAGGAAAAGGAGAACACAGGAAAUGAAAUUUUGAAAAUCUGCCGUUCUUUGUAUGAGACAAAGCACAUGCUCCCUGCCAAGUGUAUAAAAGAAUUAUGUUUGCUGCUGCUUAACCAGUCCCUCCUGCUGCCAUCCCUGAAACUGCUGGUAGAAAGCAAAGACCAAGACCUUCACGCUGUGGCACUGGAGCAGAUAACAGCUGUUGCUAAGGUUGAUGAUUCCACUUGUGAUGCUGAAAUACUUUCCUUGCUCCUCAACGCCAAGUUGGUGGUGCAGUGCAUGUCCACUGCCUUCUGCCCACGCCUUAUUGAGCACCUCCUGGCUAACCAGGGACAGGGAGGCUGGAAUGUGGAGGAAAUUGCACAACAGCUUAAGGAAGCAGGGUUCAGUGCAGAGGCUGGGUCCCUCCUGAUGGCUCACCGGGGGACCCAUCCUGCACUCAGGACUUUUACUACUGCCCUCCAGGCUGUUCAGCACUGGAUCUGAAAAUGCUGGAUUUAUGCAUUUGUCUGCAUUUUUACUGGAGAUCUUACACAAAAGGGAGAAAUUGUUGAUCUUGUAAAGUAGCAAAGUGAGUUAUUACCUACAUUUCAUAGAAAACACACAGCACACAGUAAAUUCCCAUAAACUUCUAAUUGUUCCAAAAAAAUAUUGGUGCAGACUAUCAUUCUGUUAUAUGAUUAGCAAAGCAUUGAAUCUGAUCAUCCUUUCAGAUCAAAGUUAAAUGGGCACACUUGGUUACAUAUAAAUGAAACAUUAGUAAGGUGGCAGGCUAUAUACUAUUUGUCAUAAUUUCUGUAAGUAAUUUACUCUUGUCAUAAUGUAAAACUAAUGUAAAAAUAUAAUUAUAAAGUUAUAUAUGGAGCAGAAAAGGUCACAAGAGUGAUUUUUGAGAAUUUAAAAACCUUAAAAUUCAGUAUUGUGCAAUGUUAUCACAGCUUUUGUUUGCAAUAAAUAAAAUAU
This is a messenger RNA of Cyanistes caeruleus (blue tit), 7554 nucleotides long. The record is from RefSeq and is a predicted model, not a curated record. Lineage: Eukaryota; Metazoa; Chordata; Aves; Passeriformes; Paridae.